AUUUACGCGAGCUUGUCUACCGAUCGGACGUCAGAGUAAUACAUAUACAGUAGGGAUAUGUUUGCCGGUGCUGCACAAUUCUAGUAUCUGUAUUUAGUUAUUUGAACUAAACGUAUUUUGAAUGCAGAAGAUUUUGUUGGGGCUGUCAUUUUCCGUCGCUGUGGUGGACAUGAGACAGCUACCCUAAUUACAAAGUAGUGAAGCUGCCGGUUCCUGCCCUGGCUCGUACCUAAGGUCAGCAUGGAUGAAGAAUCCCUUGAGGCAGCCAUCGCUGCCUAUGGUGCCCAGUUGCAACAGGUGGAGACAGCCCUGUCUGCCGGCCUGGACCCCACCCAGCACUCAGACCUGCUCAAACUGAAAGAAGAUCUCUGUCAGCUGAUAGAGCUCACUGAGGCCAGCCUGGUGUCUGUCAGAAAAAGUCAGCUGCUUGCAAGCCUCGAGGAAAGUAGCGGACUGCAAGUGAAUGCUUCAGAAGCAGCUACUGAUGCAAACGGUGGUCUUGAUGCUGAGUUUGCUGCUUUCUACUCUGAACUUGGGGAGUCUUCGGGUAAUAGCUCAGAUUCCAAAGAGAGGACUAAGGAGGGGGAAGGUGGGGAGGUGGAUUAUGAAGAGGAAGAGGAAGAAGAAGAAGAGGACAAGGAAGAAGAAGAUGCACUAAGUGGUACCAAAGUAAGAGCGCCCUAUCGGACAACAUGGGGAACAUUGGAGUAUCACAAUGCCAUGGUAGUGGGGGCAGAACCGCCAGAUGGAGAUGAGGCACAAGUGCGAGUGCUCUACAUCUACCCCACCCAGAAGUCUAUGAAACCCUGCCCGUUCUACUUGGAGGAUAAAUGUCGCUUUCAGGAUAACUGCAGGUUUUCUCACGGUGAGGUGGUCUAUGUGUCGGAGCUCAGAGAGUUCCUAGACUCUGAUCUCAGUAAUCUGGAAGAAGGUUCAUCUUGCUUGGCUCGUCAUGAGGACGGUAUCUGGCACCCAGGCAAAAUACAAGAAAUUGACAGCGGUUUCUACACUGUGAAGUUUGACUCGCUGCUGCUGAAAGAUGCCGUGGUCGAGGCCGACGGCGUUAUCCCACCUUUAAGGGAAGAUGACCCGCUCUCGUCAGAGUCCGACUCGGAUGACAUUGGUGAUGGAGAUGAUGCUAUGGGAUAUGCGAAAGUUAUAGACUCUGCUGUGGAACCCACUGAAACAUCAAGCAGUGCUAAUUUUGGUGGCUGGGAGGCGCAUACCAGAGGUAUUGGAUCCAAGCUCAUGCUCAAAAUGGGCUACGAAUAUGGAAAAGGCUUGGGAAAGCUGCAGGAGGGCAGAGUGGAGCCAGUAAUGGCGGUGGUCCUGCCCAAAGGAAAGUCUCUGGAUCAGUGUGCUGAGUUCACCCAGAGACGCACCCAGAGCAAGGCUGCCAAGGAUGGCGCACAAACAGGCCGCCCAAAGCGGCGCAGAAAGCCUCGGGUCGCUACCAGAGGGGGCCAGACCGUUUUUGACUUUCUCAACUGCAAGCUUGGAGGCAAGACCGCUCAUCCUCCUGAGGGGGGUGCUGUUGCGCCAUCAGCGGCAACUGGGGUGGAGGCUUACCGGGGAGGAAAAAGCACCAAGAGGAGUCUGAACGUGAGGCUGUUCCAGGCUGCCGAGAGGGUGUCCCAGACUGAGAGGGAGAUCCAGAAGCUGAGCGAGUCACUCAGCAGACAGGCAGGCAGGGACCCAUCCAUAGUGAAGCAGUUGGAGGAGAAACUGUCAGCGGCCCGCCGGCUGUUGGUCCAGCAGAAAGCCCAGGAGCUGUCCAUCCAGAGAGAGCACAAGAAGGCCGACACACACAAGAAGAUGACUGAGUUCUGAGCUCAGCUGUCUCUCAAAGACAUGGAGGAUAAAGGGAAGCACUGCGAGCCUGAAAUGAACUUUUGCUCCCACCCUUAUGUCAGGUUUUUUUGUUUUUUGCUACACUGUAUUUGAAGACUCUUGUUUUUUUUCCAGUCGUUUCUCACCGGCGUCUCUUGAUGCAGAGUGAAUCCGCUGCUCUUCAUUUAUUUUUAAGCGCUGGCGCAUUAUCUGCUCAGCAUUGAUGUUUCUUUGAUUUCCAGCUGCACAGGUCUCAAAAAUGUUCAAAAAUGUUUUUCAUUUUUAAUGAACGUUUGUUUUUCUAGCUGUAUUUUCCUUCACCCGAACUGAAAAAAGAAAAAUAUAUAGCUUGUUUGGAGAACCUAUUGUGUGCUUUCCUUUGUUUUUAACCGCACGCACCUGAGCUCCAGUCUAGACUGAAUGGACUGUGUAACAGAAUUUGCAAUGUGCUCCAACUGUUAGGCUUCUCUGGCAGAGGUUUCAAUCGCUCUGGCCGAGCACCGCUCCAGUGGUUGGUGCCGUAUAGUUGAACUUUCAUACUUUUAAAAUUACAUCCUCAGGAGUUGGAAGACCUUUGCAGAGUUUUGAAGUUACGCCCACGCCUCUUACAGCUCGUACACAGCAUCUUUGAAGUUGCAACCGUAACCUUUCUGUUAAAUAAUGAAUUUGGAGAGCAGCCUGCCUGCUCAUAAAGUCUGACACACAUUGUCUGUGGGGUUGGGUUUUGGCUGUGUGAACUAAAAGGUUGCAGUCGUGGUGCUCGGCAACCGUAGAUCAGGCCUUCGUCCUUUUAUAAGCGACUUCAAAACUGAUGUGGCGAGGCAUAAUAACGCUAUUACUUCCAUUUAUUAACACCUCCAUUUAACAUCUCAAAUGAGUCCAGUGAGGUUUAGUGUGAGUCGGAGACCAUGACAGACAACUAGAGGAACUGGUGAGCAAUCAUAUCAUCCCUGAAGGAAGACAGAUUGUACAAUCAUGCUAAAACAGUAACAGCUGCAGUGAGAUACAGUGUAAGCCUGUGCAUGGGGGUCUACUGGAGAAGGCGGCGAAGCCACAGAGGCAGAACUCUUAAACCUUCUUCUCUCCGUACCCUGAGGGAAGCCCCCGCUCGCACCUCGGUCUGUUGAGUGACAGCACAUUGACUGCUGAUGACUGCAGGGGUGACGCUGAAUUCGCUGAUCAUGGGCUAAAUGCACUAUGUGUGUUGAUUUAAUAGGAUCCCUUGAGGGUCUGUGCUUCACGCUUUACCCCAUUUAUGAGGGUCCAGUCAGUGCCCAGCCAGAGGCGGAUUCACUGCGUGUCCUACUGUGGGUGUGCUGUCUGCAUCGUUGGGUGUAUGAGUGCAUCACACACUCCCACAGACACUCGUGCCAUAAGAAUUUGCUGUGGCAGUUUUUAACUGCACUUCUUGGAGCCUCACAAUUAUGUGAGGUGAAGUUACUUCUAUUACUGUAUGUUACUUGUGUUCAUAUUAUAUAGGUAACACAUUACUCUGUUAAUUUUUACUUGCGUUUAACUUUUUCACCUGAGGCCUGGAAAGCUACAGGAGUGUUACUCUGAACAUGAAAAUCAGCUGAGCUUUCUAAUGUUUGAUUCUCUGUCAUACUUUUUGUUUAAUACUCCUGAGAAAAGUGUGUGUUUUUAUGCCCUAUUCAUUAGGUUUCACAAUCACUGUCACAAAUAUUGUAAAUAUUGCUUAUGUACAGUCAUAUACAGGGUAGGAAAUAAAGACAUAUGGUGCAGGUGGA
Molecule: messenger RNA, 3578 nt
Organism: Oreochromis niloticus (Nile tilapia)
Lineage: Eukaryota; Metazoa; Chordata; Actinopteri; Cichliformes; Cichlidae
Gene: zgpat
Product: zinc finger, CCCH-type with G patch domain
Exons: 7
Coding region: 241-1830 (529 amino acids)
Biological process (GO): negative regulation of transcription by RNA polymerase II
Cellular component (GO): nucleus
Molecular function (GO): metal ion binding; DNA-binding transcription repressor activity, RNA polymerase II-specific; RNA polymerase II cis-regulatory region sequence-specific DNA binding
Source: RefSeq, a predicted model, not a curated record